AUGUUCGUUCCACCCGUCUCCACCGCUGCUUUGCACGCUUCGCACUCUCAUUUCCCAGCAAGACCGAAACCGCUGCAACCAGUCUUCACCUUUGCCCAGAGCCAGAGCUGCAUGUACCUUGGGAUGGAUAUGCUGGACCGAGCCGAAAAAGGGGACACCAGAGACGCCUGGGCUAAGAUUGAUGGCGGCAUUUCUCUCCUCUUACCGCAGACAGCGUACAAGAGCCCAUUGCAGCGCGCUGGGAAGGCAUUGCGGACACAGCAGGCAGGAGCACCUUGCGCAUCGUCUACUAAGAACAAUGCGACGGGUGUCUCUUCGCUAGCAGCCUCUAGCAGUGCCCUCGACCAGGUUCGUCUACCGCGUCAGCGUGGGCAACAGACCAUGGCUCCAGACUAUUCCAACUACUCUUACAAGUCGGUACCUGCGGGCCAAGGGCCAUCCCUACAGCAGCAAAUUUCAAACAGUGGUCGCAGCCGCUCUGGUAAAGACCAUGAAGAUGGCAGCGGUAUCGGCACAAUUUCCAAUGCCGACACAAAUGCACAAGCAGCGCAAUCUGAAGGAGGCAUAAGCUUACUUUCUUCUUCAUAUAGUAACCCGCGGACACAGAGGGCACCGUUCAAGCCGCAAAAGUCGAGUCGAGGCACAAGCAGUUGGCAGCUGAAGCAAUAUGCCGAGGCAACGCUGGGGAGUGGGAGUCUGAGGAAGGCGGUCAAGCUACCAGAGGGAGAGGACAAGGACGAGUGGCUGGCUGUGGAAGUGGUCGACUUCUACAACCAGAUCAACCUUCUCUAUGGCUCCAUUACCGAGUUCUGCUCGCCGCAGAGCUGCCCCGAGAUGAAAGCUACGGACGAAUUCGAAUAUCUGUGGCAGGACAACGAGGCGUUUAAAAAGCCCACCAAGAUGUCUGCCCCGGAAUACAUCGAGCACCUCAUGGCGUGGAUCCAAGCGAAUGUCGACAACGAGGCCCACUUUCCUAGCCGCAUCGGUGUACCUUUUCCCAAAUCGUUCGCCUCCCUCAUCCGCAAUAUGUUCAAGCGGCUCUACCGCGUCUACGCCCACAUCUACUGCCAUCACUACCCGGUCGUCAUCGAGUUGGGUCUUGAGCCGCAUCUGAACACGAGCUUCAAGCACUACGUGCUAUUCAUCGACGAGCAUGGGUUAGCGAGUGGGAGCAAGGACUUCUGGGGACCGCUAGGCGACCUAGUGGAGAGCAUGUUGAGGAGCGACUAG
Messenger RNA from Didymosphaeria variabile, 1230 nucleotides. RefSeq names its product Mitotic exit network component (gene MOB1). The coding region runs from base 1 to 1230 and encodes 409 amino acids. The transcript is spliced from 3 exons. The record is from RefSeq and is a predicted model, not a curated record. Gene Ontology annotation, cellular component: cytoplasm; nucleus. Gene Ontology annotation, molecular function: protein kinase activator activity. NCBI's taxonomy places the organism in Eukaryota, Fungi, Ascomycota, Dothideomycetes, Pleosporales, Didymosphaeriaceae. Gene Ontology annotation, biological process: positive regulation of protein phosphorylation; cell division; signal transduction.